AUGAGCUACACCGUAGGCCAGGUCAGCAUUGAGAAAGCUUCAGCCUCGCGCUCCUCCGCCCCGCGGGUGCGACUCACCUGCGAGGCCUGUCGUCAACGCAAGGUGCGAUGUGACAAAUUGAGCCCCUGUACCAGUUGUCAACGUCUCGGUCUUGUCUGUGUUCCCGUUGAGCGGGCACGGCUGCCAAGAGGACGGACGCGAAAGCCCGCUGAGCGGGUCGGGGGCUCGGACAAGGAAUUGUCUGAGCGGGUCGCGAAACUUGAAGCCCUCUUGAGACAAGUUGCGACUGAACGGGAUGGGAAUGCAAAUUCGGCAGCUUCUGAGGCCUCACAUCCUUCGACGGUGGCCAGGAACGUUGAUCCCGAUGGGGCCCAGCACAGUGAAAUUCACAGUCCGAAUAUCCCACAGCGACCUCGUCCUUCAACUACUUAUAUGGGAAUCUCUUUCUGGGAAGAUAUUAUACAGCAGGCACACGAAUUGCGCACUGUGCUGGAUGACCGGCUAGAACAUGAUCAUAGCGAUAUUAAAGAUUCGACUGGCUUUGGAUUGUCUCUUGUGAGCUCUGAGAGUCCAGAGGGGUCGACACACUCAUCUCACUCUAACAAAGGGGUCAUCUUGCAACCUCACAUCCGACAGAGGCUGUGCGACAUUUAUUUACAGAAUGUGGACCCUGUGUUCAAAGUGAUACACAGACCUUCCCUACGAGACUUUUUAAGAGACGACAAGCCAUAUCUAGACUAUGAGCCAGAUCAUCAAGCGCCGGCUACUCUUGCGUCUGCAGUCUAUCUUGCUGCCGUGUGUACCAUUGAUGAUGUGGAAUGUCAGGCGUUGUUCCAUGCCGAGAAACGAACAGUGAUUGCAGAAUUUCAGAAAGAAACUGAAGGGGCGUUAGCAAGGGCAGACUUUGUCACGACGAAUGACCUGGCUGUUUUGCAAGCAUAUGUCAUCUCGCUGCUCGCCGCACGAUCUCAAGAUCAAAGUCGAAGAGUAUGGACUAUGCUAAGUAUGGCACUACGAGUAGCCCAAGCACUAUCCCUUCAUCUUGUCGAGCCACCCUUCUACGUCACCCCUUUUGAACAAGAAAUGCGGAAUCGUCUAUGGCUAGGAAUCGGCAUCCUCGAUAUAGCCGCCUCCCUAGACCGAGCAUCCGAGCCAAUGAUGCAAGCAAUCUGGAUCGACUCUCACCCACCCUCAAACAUCAACGAUGAAGACAUCUGGUUCGGCAUGCCGGGACCCAUCCCACAGCACCCACCAGGCACAUUUACAGAUAUGACACACUCCCUAGUGAUAGCAUCCUCCUCAUCAGUCACCAGGUCACUCGCCUUCGCAGAUUUCAUUGAACCAAAAGCCGUGGAACUAAUGGGCCAACGCCAACAAGCAGUCCACGGCUACCAACAAACAGUCGCAGGCCUCCUGAGCGGCUGCAGGCCCGACCAGUCUGACGUCCAAUGGUACGCACAGAAACUAGCCGGCUUGAUGAGCAGCUGGCUGCAACUAGCCUGUCUACGACCUCUCUAUAAAAGCAAAACCUUCACACCACCCAAGAUCCACGGCGACGCCCUCCUCAAACUAGCAGCCGAAAACCUCCAAAUUUCCCAAGAAGCAUACAACUAUCCAGGCGCUGCAAGAUGGCGCUGGUUUGGGUGUAUGUGGGUCCCGUGGCACGCACUAGCAGUCGCAAUCGCCGAGCUAUGCGUCUGCAAAGACCCAUCAAUCAUGUCCCAAUACUGGUCCGUCGUCGACGAAGUCUACCAACGAUCCCGACUCGUCAUCGCCGAUUCGCAGCAAGGCAUGCUCUGGAAACCAAUGGAGAGACUCAUGGCCCAAGCCCAAACACGACGGAAAGAGCUUCAAGAGCAAGAGUCCGCCAGUCAGGCAAUGUCACGCUUCUCUUUCAAUGAGCUCGCUGCCGGGUUCAUGCCCCAGCAAUCGCAAUCAAUACCUCAUUCUGCACCGCCACCGAACAUGAUCAAUAUGGGCGCGCCUAUAGCCCCACAAAACGGGUUGCAUAUGGCUUCGCAACAGGCACCGUUUGGGAAUUUACCUUGGCCAAAUGUCUGGGAAGCGAUGGAUUUCAAUGAUACAACUUUCGUCCCGCCGAAUGACAAUGCCUGGCUGAGCUAUGAGAAUUUCAUUGAGAAUGUCUACGAGAGCGCUGAUUCUAUAUUUUUACCUCGAUGA
This is a messenger RNA of Penicillium nucicola, 2181 nucleotides long. RefSeq names its product putative C6 transcription factor. Gene Ontology annotation, biological process: regulation of DNA-templated transcription; DNA-templated transcription. The transcript is spliced from 3 exons. Gene Ontology annotation, molecular function: DNA-binding transcription factor activity, RNA polymerase II-specific; zinc ion binding; DNA binding. NCBI's taxonomy places the organism in Eukaryota, Fungi, Ascomycota, Eurotiomycetes, Eurotiales, Aspergillaceae. The coding region runs from base 1 to 2181 and encodes 726 amino acids. The record is from RefSeq and is a predicted model, not a curated record.